Spirometra erinaceieuropaei is the source of this 1356-nucleotide messenger RNA. Lineage: Eukaryota; Metazoa; Platyhelminthes; Cestoda; Diphyllobothriidea; Diphyllobothriidae. The record is from the annotation of a GenBank genome assembly.
AUGACUGACGCCAAACCUGUUAACAUGAUUGCAGCAGAGGAAUCAACCCUUAGUCUGACGGAGGCAACGGAGGAGACUAAGAGCCUCAGCCGACACCAAGUGUCGUCGCUCCUGAUGGCCCACAGCCCACGGGAAGUGCUUUCCAAGGUCAAAUGUGAUUCGCUUAGAGAACUCAAGGCCGACAAAGGACCGGUCAUCGUGCCAGCGGACAAAGGGCGCGCCACGGUUAUACUGGACUGGACAGACUACUUUAAAAAAGCCAAAGGCUUACUGGAGGACCGACAGUUCUAUGUCCUAUGUGCAACGAACCCUGUAAAAGCUCUGACACGCGAAAUUAAUACUACGUUGUUGGCCUUGAAGACCUCAGGUGCAAUAACACCGACCGACAGACGCAUGGCGAGACCCCAAGAUACGGCUUUGGCCCGAUUAUAUGGUCUCCCUAAGGUGAACAAAGAUGGCGCUCCUCUUUGACCCAUCGUGUCGCUCAAGGGUACUCCAACGUACGGACUGGCUAAGUGGCUGUUCCGGCGUCUCAAGUUCCUGACCACUGCGUCAGACACCACGGUCUCUUCGUCAGCACAAUUCCUAGAGAAACUCAAAGGGGUAAGCAUCCAUCCAAAUAAGGUCAUGGUAUCUUUUGGUGUUACAUCCCUUUUUACUUCUAUUCCCCAGGACCUGGCGAUCGAGACAAUCGAGCUGCUUCUACAAAGCAAAUACGGUGAAACGGAGAAUCGUCUUGGAUGCGCUUAAAUCCUUCAGCUUCUAAAGUUCUGUCUCAGGACGUACUUCACGUUCGACGGGACAAUCUACGAACAGAUGAAGGGCACACCAACGGGUUCGCCGAUUUCGGGGUUCAUCGCCGAGGCGGUCAUGCAACGGUUAGAGUCGCUGGUCUUCCAACACCACAAACCGAAGUUCUCGGCCCGGUAUGUGAAUGAUACCUUCGUCGUUAUCGACCGGGAUCAACUGCUGACAUUCAAGGAACGUCUGAAUGCAGUCUUCCCGGACAUACAAUUUACGAUGGAGGAGGAAGAGAACAACCAGCUGGCCUUCCUGGAUGUCCUCGUAUGCCGCAAGGAUUGUGAUGGACUUAAGACCAAAGUGUUCAGGAAAGCGACAAAUACGAUGCAAGUACUGAACUUCAACAACAACCACCCAAUCAGCCACAAACGCAGUUGUGUAAGGACGCUCUACCGACGUGUCGAAAUGCACUGCAGUGAGCCGGAAGACAAGAUGGCCGAAUUACAAUACCUCCGACGGGUCUUCAAAGCCAAUGGCUACCCGCGCAACUUCGUCAACCGGUGCAUACGCAAAAGAGACAAAAGGCCUAACCGCACGGACACCAAAGUUUGGUGA